GCUUGCUUCUUGCAGAUGUAUAAAGUGCUGGAGAGAUGCGGUGUGUGGAUCAGUGGGCAGAGAAAAGCGCAGGAGGUGUCCCGUGUCUUGGGUGCACUGACAAGUCAAACACAGCCCAGAACUUUUUCCAGAGGACUGCAUACCGUAACACUAAUUCCAGGAGAUGGAAUUGGUCCUGAGAUCUCCACAGCUGUAGCAAAGAUAUUUGAAGCAGCUAAAGUUCCCAUUCAAUGGGAGGAGAGGAACGUGACUGCUAUCAAAGGACCUGGAGGAAAAUGGAUGAUCCCUCCUGAAGCCAAAGAGUCGAUGGACAGAAGCAAAAUCGGCUUGAAGGGGCCUCUGAAGACCCCUAUUGCUGCCGGCCAUCCUUCCAUGAACCUGCUGCUUAGAAAGACAUUUGACCUGUAUGCCAAUGUGCGCCCCUGUGUGUCCAUUGAAGGCUAUAACACUCCUUACACAGAUGUUGACCUGGUCACCAUCAGAGAAAACACUGAGGGCGAAUACAGUGGAAUUGAACAUGUGAUUGUAGAUGGGGUCGUGCAGAGUAUUAAGCUGAUCACAGAAAAGGCCAGCCAUCGCAUUGCUGAGUACGCCUUUGAGUAUGCCAGGAAUAACCAGAGAACCAGUGUAACAGCAGUUCACAAGGCCAACAUCAUGCGCAUGUCUGAUGGUCUCUUUCUGAGGAAGUGCAGAGAGGUGGCUGAGAACUACAAGGAUGUCAAAUUCACUGAAAUGUACCUGGAUACAGUGUGUCUGAAUAUGGUGCAGGAUCCUACUCAGUUUGACGUGCUUGUUAUGCCCAACCUGUAUGGUGAUAUAUUGAGUGAUCUUUGUGCUGGAUUAAUUGGAGGUCUAGGAGUGACUCCUAGUGGCAACAUUGGCGCUAAUGGUGUUGCCAUAUUUGAAUCGGUACAUGGAACUGCACCUGAUAUUGCUGGUAAGGACCUGGCCAACCCUACUGCUCUGCUCCUGAGUGCUGUGAUGAUGCUGCGGCAUAUGGGACUGCACGGCCAUGCCAAGAAAAUCGAGACCGCCUGCUAUGACACCAUCCGAGACAAAAAGGUUUUGACCAAAGACCUUGGUGGAAAUUCCAAGUGUUCAGAGUUCACAGCUGAGAUUUGCCAACGAGUACAGGACAUGGACUGAGACAUGGCACUCAAUAACGUCACCGGUUAUCUGUGAUCGGGUUCCUGCCCCCAAAAGGCGCACAAAAAAUUAUUUGCCUUCGUAUCAUUCUAUCUAUAUAUGCGCACAAUUAUACUAUAAACAUACAUGCGGUCUAUUGAGACAAAAUGAUGAAUGUUGACCUAAAAAAUAUUUUUGUUUAUUUCACCUCCAAAACACAAAGAACUGUUAACAUUUGUCAGUGGUAUAGCUGUGUAAAACGUGGCUUUUUUUUCUCUCACUCUCUGUCAGAUGAACUGCAUAACCCAAGAUAUCCUUUAUUUAUUGACCAGCAGUGUUGUCUGGUCCCUCACGUUUUAACAUUACCAUUUUGUAACUGGGUUAAUGGCAGGCAUAAAUGUGGUCUAUUCAAGAGAUCAUGUACAUUAAAGUUGCUCAUAUUUUGAA
Molecule: messenger RNA, 1572 nt
Organism: Ictalurus punctatus (channel catfish)
Lineage: Eukaryota; Metazoa; Chordata; Actinopteri; Siluriformes; Ictaluridae
Gene: idh3a
Product: isocitrate dehydrogenase (NAD(+)) 3 catalytic subunit alpha
Exons: 11
Coding region: 16-1146 (376 amino acids)
Biological process (GO): isocitrate metabolic process; tricarboxylic acid cycle
Cellular component (GO): mitochondrion
Molecular function (GO): magnesium ion binding; NAD binding; isocitrate dehydrogenase (NAD+) activity
Source: RefSeq, a predicted model, not a curated record